Lagopus muta (rock ptarmigan) is the source of this 4878-nucleotide messenger RNA. It is a transcript of the gene SMCO3, whose product is annotated as single-pass membrane protein with coiled-coil domains 3. Bases 415 to 1515 code for a protein of 366 amino acids. Lineage: Eukaryota; Metazoa; Chordata; Aves; Galliformes; Phasianidae. Gene Ontology annotation, molecular function: NAD+-protein-arginine ADP-ribosyltransferase activity; NAD+ poly-ADP-ribosyltransferase activity. The transcript has 5 exons. The record is from RefSeq and is a predicted model, not a curated record.
CAGAGAGUACUCUCCACCCCAACUUGACUUAUACUUCUCAGGAGAGAACUGUCUUAGACCUCUCCAAGUUGGUUUCCUUCUUUUUGCAAGAGCAAGAGUGCAACAUACCUUGGAAUAAAGAGAGUCAUCGAGGCAAAGGGCAGCUGCACUGGCUGAAGCUGGAGUGAAGAAACAACUCAUAAAGUCUCAGUGCAUCCAGACCCUUGUUUGUGGAUUGUGUGCACACUUCUACCAGUAAGCUGACUGUUGGGCUUGAUCAGGGACAUCUGAAUUGCUUGAAGACUCCACUGGGUGAUCUUUGGUUGAAGAACUGUCACCAAAAUUGGGAAGUAGAGUACAAACUCCAGAACCCAAGAAAAAAACGAGAAAGAAACAAAUGCAAGGGUUCUCUGCUUGAACUCAGUGUUUUUUACAAUGUCUUGGGAGGACUCCAGGACGUCAAUACUUCUGCUGGCCAGCAUUCUUUUGCUGAUCUUGCAAAGAUUGGCAGUGUCCCACCUUAUGAUGGAUAUGGCUCUACAUUCCUUUGAUGACCAGUACCUGGGUUGCAGAGAGCAGAUGAUGGAAGAACUGGAGAGGGGAGACUACUUCCAGAAGGAAAUAGCUGCUAGUAAGAACUAUUUGAACCUCUGGAAGAAGGCUCAGGAAGCUUUGCUGAAGAGCCCUGUAGGUCUCCUGAGGGAGAUGCAUGAUAGUCAUGCCACCGUCCUCAUGGCUUACACCAUGAAUUCUUCCCUGCACUCUCAGCUGAACUGGGCCACAUCCACAGCAGGAAGGUCUCCAGAGCAUUACAGACACAACUUCAGCUACAAAUAUUUUCACUUUUACCUAACGACAGCUAUCCAGAUAAUGAAGCAGUGGCAGAGCAGCAAGGAUGGCGUGGGGAAACGUCACUGCUACCGGGUGCACAGAGGUGUGAAGGACUUAUAUAUUGAGGCUACAGUUGGCAGCAUGGUGAGAUUUGGCCGUUUCACCUCCACCUCUCGCCUCUGGAAUGAAGCCCAGAAAUUUGGGAAUGAAACUUUGUUUACGGUGACAACCUGCCUGGGAGCAGCUAUGCAAGGCUUUUCUUACUACACGUCUGAGAAGGAAGUCCUCAUUCCCCCUUAUGAGAUAUUCCUUGUCAAAAACUUCUUUCGAACGCAGCAUGGCAACCGGCUCCACCUGCAUUCCGUGGGGAACUACAGCAAGUACCGCUGCCAGCUCUUGGAAGCUUCAAGAAUCAAGAACAGUGGAUCUACUGCCUCUGCCUCCGUCAUUCUUUUUAUUGUAGUUGGCGUUUUAUUGUGCUGGGCCAGAGACACUAAGUAUACAUUUCAAAAAGGACUGGGAAGAUUAGAAACAGCUGUCACAGACCGAUGUCCUCGGAGGAGGGUCUGUAUGAAAGCAAAAAGUGAAGAGUUGGAGGAUACAGAACGAAGCUUGAGCUGUUGUGAUGUUUCACCUGAGGAGGAGCUGUCUUCUGCAGUACUUGGUGUCCCAUUCUGUUGCAGCAUCUUAAUGAUAUCAGCAUAGUCCAUGAGAAGUUCUGAUACAUGGAGGGAUAAAGCAGGCGAACUCAGUAACUGCUCCAUAGCAGAUUCGACUGUGCCAGGGAAAUUAUCAUGUUUUAACAACACUGCAACCAGUGCACCCAAGAUACUUCCUAUAAUCCCCUUGUAAUGAUCAUAGAUAUCUUUCACUGCAGCCAUUUUUUCCUGUAGAGAGAUGAUGCGACCAGUAAUUUUAGCACACAAUCUUUGCUUCAUGCUUUCCUGUACAUCUCUGUCUCUUGUUUCCACUGUGGCCUGCAUCUCUUUUAAAGCACUGACCAGGAACUGCAGGUUCUCUUUAAUGCUGAAGUUUUCUUUUACUGUCAUGGUGGGGAAGUUGGUACCAAGCUGGUGAUUGAGGAUCUGGAAUAUUGUAUUAGUUGAAGAGACAUAAAUGUACACUAAUUCAUACAGAUUCUGGCAGGCCUUCAGCAGCCUUUCUUUGUCACUGCUAAAACCAAGGUGGGCUAACAUUUCUGAAGGAGGUGUCCGGCUCUGAAAAGCAAACAGAGCAAAUACAGGUGACAAAGAAGGGGAAAUACAAAUAUUUUCAGCUAGAACGUCACAUUUUUGAAAUCAGUAUUACAAAUUAUCAAACCACCUUACUCUCUCCACAAGACUUCAGUGUUAGAAAAAAAAAAACAGAAAAAGCUCUUAGUCAACCUUACCAAAAUGGACAGCAAAAUACGGUUUCAGAAGCUGCAGGUGUGGUUUUUCUUAUGGAUGCAGGAGUUCUGAACCUGACCCUCAGCAUGUCACCUGAAAAGCAAUAGUAGAGGAGAUGAAAUAGCAGAUGAAUUAUUUUCACCUUGGAUAUUUAUUGGUAAAGUUGUCUAAAGUUGUCUAAGUCCUCUCAAACAAUCUACAUUACAUCAUCCUUAGAACUAUAAUCCUUCAGUUUGCAUAUAGUAGUGGUUAUACACAAAAUUAAACAUAUUACAGGAGUCUUCACAUGUCCUACACUUUGGGCUUUUUUUUUGUUGUUCUGAGAACAGUAAGUUAUAUCAUCCCCUUACAGCACUGGCUGUAGAUUCUUCUGCCAUAGGCAGAUGGAUUCAGCCUUUGUUAGGAGGACCUAACAAUUGUGAACUAGUGUGAAAUAAAUUGUAAUGUGUUAAAAUUAAAAGGAAAGGAAAAUGAGGAAGAAAAUGAGGAGAACUCAGAUAAACAUCACAUAAUAAAAUUAAUGGCAAACAGGCAGGCAGCAGGACCCUGCUGAAGCCCAGGCUCUGGAUCCCUGACUCAUCACAUGCCGCUGGAAAACACCAGAGAAACACAGUGGAAACAGGAUGAGAUCACUGCCCUGUACACAUUCAGCUGUUUGAAAGAGCACUUGGGCAUAACCAGGUAGGCAGUCUGAAUGUUUAACUCAAAAAGCCUCUGGGAAAAAAUAUGCCUGGAGUUGGAGAAAUAGACAGAAAUAUGGAAAUGUGUGUGGCCUGUCUAACUCUAAAAAGUGAAUGUGAAUAAAGCGUCAAUGUGAAGAAUAAGAGAUAAGUUACGUUUAAGGGACAUAAAAUCAAAAGAAAUCAUUGGAAGCUGAAAGAAUCGUGCUUAAAAAUAGAUGCUAUCAGUAUUCUCCAUAGCUUUCUAGUAGGUAAAAUGUUCAUUGAAACGUUCUUUCUCUUAGAACAUUUUGUCUUUGCAGCUUGUACAAAUGGGGAUUAACAAAUGAUCUUUCAACCUAGCAUCAGCAAAGUGGAAGGUAUUAAUAUCACACUGAGCCAGAGUACAAGCCAACAGCAUCCCAGAAGCAUAAGGAAUCGUACCUUGAGCUGGCAGGACUUUUUGUUUCCUUAAGUCAAAACCUUUUACUGUAUGUAACCUUUGCUUCCUCUAGCCUUAAGAAAGAUAAGUUAAAGAGCUUAUUCUCUUAGCAGAGCUACAAGGUAAGUGUCUGAAACAACAAUGUACUGUGCAAAAUACUGUGGGAAAAAUCAUGAGAGAACUGGCUUGUAGUUCAACACUAACACUAAAAGUUGGCUAGAGGAGUGUUAAGAUCGUUCUGCUUUUCCAAAUGAUCUUGCUGGGGAAGAUGUGUUUAGUGAAGUACAGCUGGGAUCACAGUUAACUAAUAAGACAGGAGCUACAAAGGAAAAAAAUGGCACAAAUGUAUCUUUCAACAAGAAAAAUCUAGCUAAUCUCCCACACUUGAUUAUUUGUAGCUAUAACUCUGCUGUGUGGGCACUGAGAACAAGAAGAGAUUUAUCUUGGAAAUGUCUAAAAAUGGCUCAAUAAAAGUGGUUUGGAAUAAAAGGGUUGGGAAAGCAAAAGCAUCACCAAAGAAACCAGUCAUUCUACUCAUUCAUUGUUUGGCUCUGUUGCAAUGUAAGAUGCAUGUGCUAAAGUCAAAAUCAUUUUUACUUUGCAGCUGGUGAUGGCUUAAAAGAUGGCACAGAGAGGGAGUGUGGCUGCAUGAGCAGGGCAGACCCUGCAGGCUGCUGCCUGCUGCUCCAAGGCAGUCUGUCCCCCCAGGCAUCCUGCAGGAGUUGACAUGGCACAAUGAAUGUCAGGCGGCUGCCUGUAGCUGCUUGACGUUUGGCAGUGAAAAAUCAACAGGGUCUUCAUGGUAUUAUGAAGGGAUGUGAUUAGGAAUACUGAAGAAAGAAACAGUGAAGGGAGAAGGGCUACAUAUCAAGAAAGAAAACACAGUAGGUGUUGUUUGCAAGUGAUAUGGGUAGAGAUGGGUUUGUUAUAGACAAUUUUGCUAUUCUCCAUGAAUUCCCAAAUGUGAUUUAGCAUGCAUAUAAAGUUCCUAUAUUCCUCUUGAAUGGGAUAAGAAAUAAACUACAGUGGCUUAAAACACCCUCAUGCUGACACAGACUGCACAGUCAUUAUAGUCAUUUAAAAGUCGGGUAUCACUAAUGUCACUAAAAAAAAAGUAUUUUGACAGAAAAGUUUAUCUAGAAAAGGUUUUUCAUUUCCACACCUUAUUUUAGAUUUUACUGACUAGAUGAGCUUUUCCUGUUCUUUAGUGAACUAGUUCAGUUUCUACCAUCUGUAGUUUCCUAAAUGAGGGAAGACUCAUGUUCAUUUUACCUAUCUACUAAUUGCAUAUCAUUUUACCAAUCUACUAUUGCAUAUGCAUAAUUGCAUAUUGUUAGCUGGCUUUGUUGCUCUGAGCAUGUUCAUAAGUCUCAUAAAGUCCUUUUUGAAUAAUUUGGUUAAGGAUACAUAACAGUGUUUAAGACUUAUGGAUGUACAAGCUAUGUCUUGGGAUUUGAUUUGCCAACAUAAGAACUAGUGAGGCAGAGACAAAGCAGUCUACAUUUCACUGCUUAUUAAGGGAUGGGAUUAUGGGUAUUAAACAGAGCAAGAACCUUCUUUUUUCUCUUGAAGUAGUUUA